AUGGCUGAUAAGUACAACGUCGAGGAAGCUGAGGCUUUGGCCAAGAGAGCUUUGCAUUUACCAAUUGCACAGGCGACGCCGAUCUAUGAGCAGCUUUUGUCUCUGUUUCCCACUUCUGCAAGAUAUUGGAAGCAAUAUGUGGAGGCACAAAUGGCUGUAAACAAUGACGAUGCUACGAAACAGAUAUUUAGUCGUUGCUUGUUGACAUGUCUCCAAGUUCCUCUUUGGCAAUCUUACAUUCGCUUCAUCAGAAAGGUCUACGACAAGAAGGGAGCAGAAGGCCAAGAGGAGACAACAAAGGCUUUUGAGUUUACGCUUAAUUAUAUUGGGACAGACAUAGCAUCUGGGCCUAUAUGGACUGAGUACAUCACCUUUCUAAAAUCUAUGCCGGCUCUUAACCCUCAGGAAGAUUCACAACGAAAGAUUGCACUUCGAAAAGUGUAUCAGAGAGCUAUAUUAACUCCAACUCACCACGUUGAACAACUUUGGAAAGAUUAUGAAAACUUCGAAAAUACUGUUAGCCGUCAAUUGGCCAAAGGACUUGUUAAUGAGUAUCAACCUAAAUUUAACAGUGCCAGAGCUGUAUAUAGGGAGCGCAAAAAGUACAUAGAAGAAAUUGAUCUGAACAUGCUUGCUGUACCACCAACAGGAUCUUUCAAGGAAGAAGCUCAGUGGGUGGCUUGGAAGAAGUUUUUAUCCUUUGAAAAAGGAAACCCCCAAAGGAUUGACACGGCCUUAUCAAAUAAGCGGAUUAUAUAUGCCUAUGAACAGUGUCUGAUGUGUUUAUAUCACUAUCCCGAUGUAUGGUAUGACUACGCUGAGUGGCACAUAAAAUCUGGUUCCACAGAUGCUGCAAUCAAAAUAUUUCAGCGAGCUCUUAAAGCUAUUCCUGAUUCAGAAAUGUUGAAAUAUGCUUAUGCUGAGUUGGAGGAAUCUCGUGGAGCGAUUCAGUCAGCAAAGAAAUUAUAUGAAAGCAUUUUGGGGGUUAGCACAAACUCUUUGGGACAUAUACAAUUCCUUCGUUUUCUCAGGAGGGCCGAGGGUGUUGAAGCUGCUCGCAAGUACUUUCUCGAUGCUAGAAAGUCUCCUAGCUGUACAUAUCAUGUGUAUAUUGCUUUUGCUACAAUGGCCUUUUGUCUUGACAAGAACCCAAAGGCUGCUCACAAUAUCUUUGAGGAAGGAUUGAAAUGCUAUAUGAGUGAACCCAUUUACAUCCUUGAGUAUGCAGAUUUCUUGACUAGGUUGAAUGAUGACAGAAAUAUCAGAGCUCUAUUUGAACGUGCAUUAAGCACACUACCAGCUGAAGAAUCUGCUGAGGUGUGGAAAAGAUUCAUUCUAUUUGAGCAAACAUAUGGAGAUCUUGCUAGUAUCUUAAAGGUUGAGCAGAGAAGGAAAGAAGCACUUUCCGGGAAAGGGCAAGAGGGAUCUCUUGCUCCAGAGAGUUCACUUCAAGAUGUUGUUUCUCGGUACAGUUACAUGGAUCUUUGGCCAUGCACUUCUAAGGAGCUUGAUCAUUUAGCCAGACAAGAGUUGCUUGCGAAGAAUAUGAAUAAGAAAAUAGAGAAGACAAAUCUACCUCAUGGAUCUGGAGCUAUAGGUAGUUUAGCCUCUUCCUCAAAAGUUGUUUAUCCUGAUACAUCUCAGAUGGUCGUUUACGACCCAACAAAGAAAUCAGAGUUUGGUAGUUCUGCAAACCCAGCAUUGAAUACCUUCCCAAGUAAUGCGACUGCAACUGCAACUCAAGGAUCAGCCAGCACAUUUGAUGAAAUACCGAAGACUACACCACCAGCAUUGUUAGCGUUUUUAGCCAACUUGCCGAUUGUUGACGGUCCAACACCCAAUGUGGAUGUUGUUCUGUCAAUAUGUUUGCAGAGUGACUUACCAACAGUUCAAACUGGUAAGCAGAGUUUUGCUCCUAAAGGCAAUGCUCCAGGUCAAAACGAUCCCUCAGGUCCAACCCGUGGUGGGUCUCAAAGAGUAUCAAGAGACAGAAGAGCUACAAAGAGAAAAGAUUCAGAUAGGCAAGAAGAAGAUGAUACUGCACCCAUACAAAGCCAGCCUCUACCUACAGACGUUUUCAGACUAAGGCAAAUGCGUAAAGCUCGAGGGAUCUCAACAUCAUCACAACAGACACCUACCGGUUCCACAUCAUAUGGUAGUGCCUUCUCCGGUGAGCUGUCCGGUAGCACUGGCUAA
Messenger RNA from Arabis nemorensis, 2196 nucleotides. The record is from the annotation of a GenBank genome assembly. NCBI's taxonomy places the organism in Eukaryota, Viridiplantae, Streptophyta, Magnoliopsida, Brassicales, Brassicaceae.